GCAACACACCCCUCCUCCAGCCCAAGCACCGCCCGCCGCCAUAUAAACCAAAACCCUAAAACCCACCUCCUCCUCUCUUUUCCCCUCCCUGUCCCCGGUCCGAGGAGCGACCUCCGCCGCCGCCGCCAUGCCGAAGCACUACCGCCCUGCGGGCAAGAAGAAGGAGGGGAAUGCCGCGAAGUACAUCACGAGGACCAAGGCGGUCAACUACCUGCAAGUCAGCCUUGCAAUCUUCAGGAAGCUAUGCAUUCUCAAGGGCGUUUUUCCUCGUCAACCGAAGAAGAAGGUGGAAGGAAACCACAAGACAUACUACCACAUGAAGGAUAUUGCCUUUAUUGCUCAUGACCCUUUGAUCGAGAAGUUCAGGCAAAUCAAGGUUCACAGAAAGAAGGUUAAGAAGGCUAUUGCUAAGAAAAACAGGGAUCUUGCGGACAGACUAUUGAAUCGACCACCAACUUACAAGCUUGAUAAGCUGGUCCUUGAAAGAUAUCCUACAUUUGUUGAUGCUCUUCGAGAUUUGGAUGACUGCCUUACAAUGGUUCAUCUGUUUGCGGCAUUACCUGCUGUUGAUGGUGAACGUGUUGAAGUAAAACGGAUCCAUAACUGCCGCAGGUUAAGCCAUGAAUGGCAAGCAUACAUAUCCAGAACUCAUUCCCUGAGGAAGACAUUUAUUUCUGUGAAGGGCAUAUAUUACCAGGCUGAAGUUCAAGGACAAAAAAUCACUUGGUUAACUCCUCAUGCUCUUCAGCAAGUAUUAACUGAUGAUGUUGACUUCAAUGUGAUGCUUAGUUUUUUGGAAUUCUACGAGACUCUUCUUGGAUUUGUAAACUUCAAGCUGUACCAUUCAAUUAAUGUAAAUUAUCCCCCGAUUCUGGAUCCUCGCUUGGAAGCUUUAGCUGCCGAGCUUUAUGCACUGUGCCGAUACAUGGCUACUGGUUCUGGGAGAGUGAUUGGAAAUUCAGAAUCUGGUGGAGCAAUCAAGGAAAAAGAGGAUGAAAACAACAAAGCAAGCUCAAAAGCUGAUGAGUCUGAACUCAGAUUGGCACAGCUUCAACAUCAGCUCCCAGCUAAUGAACCUGGUGCACUAAUGCAUCUUGUAGAAGAAUCGACUGCUGUUGACACAGAUGACGAUGAGACCAAAGAAUGUAAAAGUUUAUUUAAGAACUUAAAAUUCUACUUGAGUCGGGAGGUGCCUAGGGAGUCCCUUUUAUUUAUUAUCCCGGCAUUUGGAGGAACUGUUUCCUGGGAAGGAGAAGGAGCUCCAUUCAACGAAGUAGAUGAAGACAUCACUCAUCAGAUUGUCGAUAGGCCAACGCAAAGCCAUGUUUUCCUCUCUAGGGAGUAUGUCCAACCACAGUGGGUAUUUGAUUGUGUAAAUGCUCGCAUCAUAUUGCCGACAGAAGGGUAUCUUGUUGGAAGAGUACCUCCACCACAUUUGUCUCCUUUUGUGGACAACGACGCAGAGGGUUACGUUCCUGAGUAUGCAGAGACAAUAAAGAGGCUGCAAGCUGCUGCUCGCAAUGAGAUCUUGCCUCUGCCAGGUGAUGAAGAUCUGGACAAUUCGUUGGUAGCAGCAAUGAUGGAUCGAACAGAGUCAAACGAAGCUGCUGAAAAGAAGAAGAAGCUUGAGAUGCUAGAGAAGCAAUACCAUGACGAGCUGAAGAUGGAAAUAGAUGGUGUUACUUUCUCUAACCUGUCAAAUAAGAAAGCAGACAAGUCACCAGACACCAUGGACAAGGAUGAUACAAAGUCAUAUCACGAGGAGGAUGAGAAGAACCAAGCCGAGAAGGAUAGUGCUGACAUUUCUACAGCUCUCAUGUCUCGAAAGAAGUUAGGCCUUUAUAAGGCGAUUGAGAUUGGCAAGGAAAGGAAACGCGACAAAGUUGAGCUACUGAAGAAGAGAAAAAAAAAUGCCGAGUCUAGCGCCUCUGCUAAGCGACGCUGAGUCUCCAAGUUCAUCAGCGCGGCAUGUAUCUGCUUGGUGUAGCAUUUCUUGUAGUGGCGCUGCCAUGAUCAGCAUUGCGUGAUGCCUUUUGAUAGCUAUGUUGUUUUUCUAUGUUUGACUUAGAGAUAUCUAUGCUGUUCAAGAUGGGCUUUAACCAUGUGCACCAGGAUACUUGAAUACAACAAUUUUGAUAUAUUUUUACUUGGUGUCAUUAUUGUGAGAUGUGCCUGUCUUAUAUU
Messenger RNA from Panicum hallii, 2184 nucleotides. RefSeq names its product pescadillo homolog. The coding region runs from base 128 to 1945 and encodes 605 amino acids. The record is from RefSeq and is a predicted model, not a curated record. Gene Ontology annotation, molecular function: RNA binding. Gene Ontology annotation, biological process: ribosome biogenesis; maturation of LSU-rRNA from tricistronic rRNA transcript (SSU-rRNA, 5.8S rRNA, LSU-rRNA). NCBI's taxonomy places the organism in Eukaryota, Viridiplantae, Streptophyta, Magnoliopsida, Poales, Poaceae. The transcript is spliced from 14 exons. Gene Ontology annotation, cellular component: PeBoW complex; nucleolus.